This is a messenger RNA of Schistocerca nitens (vagrant locust), 3812 nucleotides long. It is a transcript of the gene pont, whose product is annotated as ruvB-like helicase 1. The transcript has a single exon. Gene Ontology annotation, cellular component: Swr1 complex; NuA4 histone acetyltransferase complex; Ino80 complex. Gene Ontology annotation, biological process: chromatin remodeling; box C/D snoRNP assembly; regulation of transcription by RNA polymerase II. Lineage: Eukaryota; Metazoa; Arthropoda; Insecta; Orthoptera; Acrididae. Gene Ontology annotation, molecular function: DNA helicase activity; ATP binding; ATP hydrolysis activity. The record is from RefSeq and is a predicted model, not a curated record. Bases 138 to 1508 code for a protein of 456 amino acids.
UGGUAACAGCGUACUCUCGAUAUCAGGUAUUGCGUGCGAGUGCAGUGUCGGUUUUGAAUGUGUUGUUAUGGAAACAUGAGAGUUUAAUGUCUAUGUGCUAGUUUCUUUCUCGCUUUGUUUUAAACGAUAUUCUCAACAUGAAGAUAGAAGAGGUGAAAAGUACCGCAAAAACUCAGCGCAUAUCCGCACACAGUCAUAUUAAAGGCCUCGGGUUAAAUGAAAAUGGUGAAGCAAUUCCAAUGGCUGCUGGAUUAGUUGGCCAAGAAAUGGCACGGGAAGCUGCUGGUAUAGUCGUAGAUAUGAUUAGGUCAAAGAAAAUGGCCGGGCGAGCUUGUCUUUUAGCUGGGCCGCCAGGAACUGGAAAAACUGCAAUAGCGCUUGCUAUAGCACAAGAGUUGGGAAGUAAGGUGCCAUUCUGCCCAAUGGUAGGAUCUGAAGUGUUUAGUUCGGAAAUUAAGAAAACGGAAGUGUUAAUGGAGAAUUUCAGGAGAGCGAUUGGAUUACGGAUAAAGGAAACGAAAGAAGUAUAUGAAGGUGAAGUGACAGAGCUUACACCUGUUGAAACUGAAAACCCAUUGGGUGGUUACGGGAAAACUAUUAGCCAUGUCAUAAUUGGGCUUAAGACUGCCAAGGGAACAAAACAGCUUAAACUGGACCCUUCGAUAUACGAAUCAUUGCAGAAAGGCAAAGUUGAAACAGGCGAUGUAAUAUAUAUUGAAGCUAAUAGCGGUGCUGUCAAGAGGCAGGGCCGUAGUGACACUUACGCAACCGAAUUUGAUCUAGAAGCUGAGGAAUAUGUUCCAUUGCCAAAAGGUGACGUUCACAAAAAGAAAGAGGUAAUACAGGACGUUACUCUUCAUGACUUGGAUGUAGCAAACGCCAAGCCACAAGGUGGACAAGAUAUUUUGUCCAUGAUGGGGCAGUUAAUGAAGCCCAAAAAAACAGAAAUUACUGAUAAACUGAGAAAAGAAAUCAACAAAGUCGUCAACAAAUAUAUAGAUCAAGGUGUAGCUGAACUUGUGCCAGGUGUGUUGUUUAUUGACGAAGUUCAUAUGCUUGAUAUAGAAACUUUUACAUAUUUGCAUAGAGCUCUUGAAAGUGCAAUAGCCCCUAUUGUUAUAUUUGCUACAAAUCGUGGUCGGUGCGUGAUUAGAGGUACAGAGGACAUUAUAUCACCACAUGGUAUUCCAUUGGAUCUGCUUGAUAGAUUGUUAAUUAUAAGGACACUUCCAUACUCAAGAGAUGAUAUGGUACAAAUAUUGAAGUUAAGGGCAUCAACUGAAGGACUCCAGAUUGAAGAGGAGGCGUUGUCUCUUCUUGGUGAUGUGGGCACUCGCACUACAUUGAGAUAUGCUGUUCAGCUCCUCACUCCAGCAGCUCUGACUGCAAAAGUCAAUGGUCGCUCAACUUUAACAAAGGACGAUGUUCAGGAAGUGGCCGAGUUAUUUCUGGAUGCAAAGUCUUCGGCAAGAAUUCUUAGCCAAAAUAAAGAAAAGUACAUGCAGUAGAUUUUAGAAAUGCCAUACACUACACAGCUGUAAGUAGAAAGAAAGAAUUCACAAAAAGAUCUGUUGUCAGGACAGUACUGUACCUAUAAUGCUGUGCUGUUAUGUAUGUGAAAUUUGAUCUUUUAUGAAUGAAAAAGAAGAAAGUGACUGAAACAGCUCUUGCAGCUUCAAUCACAUUGGUUUGAAGUGGACUGUGUUCUGUCUGCAGUGAAUAUACCUAAUGUAAGUGUUCUGCUGCAAUGCCACAUUUCCAAUAAAUGGUUGGAUGAGGGUGGACAAAUGGAAAUUUUCACAUAGUACACUGCUAAUCAGAUAUUUGUGUAAUUGCUUUAAUGUGUGUUCAUUUUUAUGUUGCUUGUGUAUUUGAACUAGAUGUGGUGAAAUGUUAGUUUCAGUUAGAAACACUUUACUGAGGAAAUACCAAGCUCACAGUUUGCUGUUGUAUCUGUAUGUCACUAACAUCAUCUGCAAUAGCUUGGCUGUACUGUAUGUACACGUCGGAAGAGAAGCAGCAAAUGUGUGGAUGAUUUAACUAUUUGUUUAAUUAAGCAUAGGAGUUGAUGUAACAUAUUAAUUUCAGGACUAUGUUUGUAUUAUGACAUUAGCACACCAGAAAUGUUCAUUACUUGGAUUGUCCCCUUUCUGUAAAAUUGUUAGUAUAUUGUUAAACACAGAUGUAUAUUGUUUGAAAUAUGUUCCCCCCCCCCCCCCCCUUUACUUUUCAAAUAUGUAAAAGAUACAUUAUUAUCUCUGUCUGCAAGUUGUGUACCAAGAAGUCUAAUGAAUAUUUUGAAAAAUAAAAAAUGAAAAGUUUUUAUUCUUUUCAAGUUGUUGUUGCUGCUACAUCUGGAGGGUGGUCAACAUUUCAAGAUAUUCACUAACAGCAUUAGGCCUGCUAUUCAUACUACUUCUGCUUGAUUUUUAUGUUAUUUUAGUUUCACAAACAAAAUGAAUGUAUAUUUCAAGACUGCACAAAUAAAUUGAACUGUUAGCUGUUUGUAUUGCUGUCUAAUAUUGCUAAAUUAACUUUACCAGUGGGAAACAGUUAUACUAUGUAUCUUCCUCCUUUGCUGAUUAACUGAAAACAAAGUAAAAGGAUGCAAAAUAAAAAUACAAAUGGAGACAAAAAAAAUUAUUUGCUAAUUUCUGGAAACAUGUAAUUGACUAAGAAAUAUCCACUUUGAUGGUGGGCAGAAAAAGAUGGCAUGAUAAUUCAAGGUCUUUCAUUAAUUCAGAAGUGUGAUGAAGUAAAAUGUGGUAGGCAUAUUCCACACAUUAUUGAUUGUGAUACCAACAUUAAUUAAAUUUGUUUGGCUAUCAAUCAACACAAUGUGGCUUCAGAAUAGAAAUUUGGGUAAAAAGAACAUAUUUAGAUACAGCCAAUGUUGUAUUUAUGACUUAAGAGUGGUAGUACUUUAUUGUUAUUCUUGCAUGUAAUAAGUGUGCUUUUCUGGAUGUUUUUGUUGGUAUUCUGUUUGUUUCUAAGACCAUAUAGUACUAACUAAAUCCAGUGAGUUUCGAUCAACACAACCAUUGUUUCAUGGCACAUUUGAAUUAACUCCCAAAUUGGGAUCUGUCCUUGUGUUUCAUACACAGUAACUAGAAUUGUUGGAACAGCAGCUUGAACAUUCAGCAAGUUCAACUUGCAUUUUUUCUUUGGAGUGUGGUAGGUGUACCAGGAACUACUAUUACUCAUUUUGGUACCAAAAUAUAGUGGUCAUUAUUGACAUUUCAUCUUGGAGAUGAAGUGGAUACGGUAUUUUUUCUGAAGCCCUUUUCUUUCCCCCAGUGCUUAGCUAGAAUCCCAGAUAGUAGAGAAAAUUUGUGCAUAUAGGUAUUUCCUCCUUUAAUAUUUGUGUAUCAAAUGUUCAUUUUAUUAUUUUUGCAUGUUUUGUUUGCUUUGGGUCUUUGCAGUUAGAGACUGGUUGUACAGUCUCUCACAUGUGGAAGUAUAUCAACAAGUCAUCAGCUUGAUAUUGUCUUUAUUUUAUGAAGUCGACCAUGGCUUUGAUCAAACAGUUACGUUAUCACUGCCGUUAAAUUCUGUAGAAGUAUAUCAUCAGGAGGGUUGAAGUUGAAGCACAUUAUUCGUGCCUUUGCUUUACUGCACAACUAUAGCAAUUUCUUUGGAUAGCUGUAUGGUAACAAUGAGGAAUAUCACCAAAGAGUAAAUUUUAGUGUGUGCCUGAAAUGCAGUGCCUCAAAGGCUCUGCGAUAGAAUCUUAAUGAUAGAAGUAUGCAAAUAAAACCACCUUGAUUCGUUACAGUUCAUAACCGUGAACAUUAUUCUGAUGCUGUAUUUAG